GAUCCAGGUAGGUGCCAGCACCUGCGGGGAGCUAGCAGGCGCAUCACCUCACCCCGUGUGCUGAGCACCAGCCAUACCCAGGCGCCCCGAGCUGAACAGGAACUUGCGCUGCGUCUCGCGUCUUAUUAGCAGACCCAAGAUGGCUGUCCUCUCUAAGGAAUAUGGCUUCGUGCUUCUAACUGGUGCCGCCAGCUUCAUAAUGGUAACUCAUCUAGCCAUCAAUGUCUCCAAGGCCCGCAAGAAGUACAAGGUGGAGUAUCCUACCAUGUACAGCACGGACCCAGAAAACGGGCAUCUCUUCAACUGUAUUCAGCGAGCACACCAGAACACGUUGGAAGUGUAUCCUCCCUUCUUAUUUUUUCUAGCUGUUGGAGGUGUUUACCACCCGCGUGUAGCUUCUGGCCUGGGCUUGGCUUGGAUCGUCGGACGAGUUCUUUAUGCUUAUGGCUAUUACACAGGAGAACCACGCAAGCGGAACCGAGGUGCUGUGGGGUUCAUUGCCCUCAUUGGCUUGAUGGGCACGACUGUGUGCUCUGCUUUUCAGCAUCUUGGCUGGGUUAAAACUGGCUUGGGCGGUGGGUCCCACUGCUGCUGAAUUACAGGGGCUUAAAAACUUGUUUUGAAUGACUUACCUUAAUUUACAAUUUUGUUUUUCUAAAUAUAAUAAAAUCUAUCUGGCAUCAGCCUCAUACUUAA
Molecule: messenger RNA, 696 nt
Organism: Loxodonta africana (African savanna elephant)
Lineage: Eukaryota; Metazoa; Chordata; Mammalia; Proboscidea; Elephantidae
Gene: MGST3
Product: microsomal glutathione S-transferase 3
Exons: 6
Coding region: 140-595 (151 amino acids)
Cellular component (GO): membrane; nuclear envelope; endoplasmic reticulum
Molecular function (GO): glutathione transferase activity; glutathione peroxidase activity
Source: RefSeq, a predicted model, not a curated record